GACUAUCGACAUCGACGUAAAUUCGUUUUCAUGUCGUCUGUCUAAUUGAUAAUAAUUUUAUUAGCCUAUAUUACUUUAUUUUAUCUUGUAAUUUGGCUUUCUAUGAAAAAAUAACUACAAUUUUCAGUCAAUUUAGAUUAUAACAAUUAUUGUUUUGAGAAAAGAUGGGUGAACGUAAAGGAACCAAUAAGUACUACCCGCCCGACUACAAUCCAAAUGCGGGCGGCCUCAAUAAAUUCGUCGGCACUCAUGCCUUGCGUGAGCGAGCACGAAAAAUACAUCUGGGCAUUAUCAUUAUCAGAUUCGAAAUGCCCUACAAUAUUUGGUGUGAUGGAUGUGGAAACCAUAUUGGAAUGGGUGUCAGGUAUAAUGCUGAAAAGAAGAAAGUUGGAAUGUAUUAUUCAACACCAGUCUAUCAAUUCCGCAUGAAAUGCCAUCUAUGUGAUAAUCACUUUGAGAUAAAAACAGAUCCCGGGAACCUUGACUAUUUGAUAGUGAGUGGAGCAAGACGGCAGGAAAACCGCUGGGAUCCGACGGAGAACGAGCAGAUCGUUCCCGAAGACAAAGCCACGCAGCGCCGGCUGUUCGACGACGCCAUGUUUAAGCUGGAGCAUGGGCGGGGUGACGAAAGCACUGCCAGCAAAUCGACGCCCGCUCUCGAAAAGCUCAAGAACAGCAACGAGUCCAAAUGGAAGGAUGAUUUCGCCACUAAUUGUGCAUUGAGAGCUCAGUUCAGGGCGAGGAAAAAGGAUUUGAAAGCCAAAGAAUCGACCGAUAAAGCUCUACUGAAAAAGUCCAGUUUGUCUAUAGCGUUGUUACCGGAAAACAGUGAUGACAUCAAGAUGGCAUCUCUGUUAGCACUACGACCAUGUAAAAGUGCCAGUGAAAAGCAGAGAGAUAUUAGGCAUAAAGCUCUGCGUCUACCAUCUGUAGCAAUAAAAACGUUGACCAAAAAAUCGUUGGGAAUCACCUCGACUUCAGUUCCAAAUCUUGUAUCGGCUGACUAUAAUUCAUCUUCAGAUGACAAUGAAGAUAAAAGUUGAGGAUGGUAAUAUGAUGAUCACUAAACACACUUCACAGAGCGAACCUCUCAAUACAAUGCAUCUGGGAAAAAUCCAAGACAAUACGUACAUUACUAUACAAAUAUUCACCCAAUUGUCUCUUGUAAAUACUAAAAUGUAUAAAUUUUAUAAAAUUAUUUACAUAAAAAA
Molecule: messenger RNA, 1211 nt
Organism: Nilaparvata lugens (brown planthopper)
Lineage: Eukaryota; Metazoa; Arthropoda; Insecta; Hemiptera; Delphacidae
Product: coiled-coil domain-containing protein 130 homolog
Exons: 7
Coding region: 165-1043 (292 amino acids)
Biological process (GO): mRNA splicing, via spliceosome
Cellular component (GO): U2-type spliceosomal complex; post-mRNA release spliceosomal complex
Source: RefSeq, a predicted model, not a curated record